Messenger RNA from Aspergillus glaucus CBS 516.65, 1113 nucleotides. RefSeq lists its product as uncharacterized. The record is from RefSeq and is a predicted model, not a curated record. NCBI's taxonomy places the organism in Eukaryota, Fungi, Ascomycota, Eurotiomycetes, Eurotiales, Aspergillaceae. The transcript has 4 exons. Gene Ontology annotation, molecular function: guanyl-nucleotide exchange factor activity; G-protein alpha-subunit binding. Gene Ontology annotation, cellular component: cytoplasm. Gene Ontology annotation, biological process: G protein-coupled receptor signaling pathway. Bases 289 to 1113 code for a protein of 274 amino acids.
GCGUUAUUCGCGACCACCAUGUUCCAAAAAGGUGGUGUACGUGGAAGAGCCGUUAAACAAGCUUGAGUCCAACAUCGAGCAGCAGAGUGUUUCACCCGAAGAUCUCUCUACAAUUCUGGAACAACUUCGAUCUUAUACGGCGGAAAAUGCCAGUGUCGAUCUGAGCCCUCUCAGCACAAACGUGCCACUAUGGCUUCGAUGGCCCAUCAAGGAGUGCAAAGCAUCUCGCCUUGCGGUGUCUCUGUAACGUGAGAUUAUGCUCAGAUUCAGUGCGCGAUACAUUUACGGAUGCUGUUCUUCCCAAAAAGAGCAUUACAAUUGAUGAAGAGCAAUUACCCUAAGGAUGAAUCCCUCGUGGCGAGACUUCUCACCCACAUCAUGCUCAGAAUUGACAACCCCGAUGUUGAUAUGGAUCUGGUUGGCGAUAUCCUGAAUGCUAAAAUAUCACAUUAUGCGAGAGAGAUUGCCGACGCGCCUACUCGGUCUCUGCCAGCAACGCGCAUGGACACUUGUAACGAAAGCCUCAUACUAUUGAGCACCAUAACAGCCUCCCAUAACCAGCAAGCUUUAUCUGUCUUUGCAUGUCUGCCAGCCAUACUACAAAUGUUUAACGUUAUAGAGAUACCUUCACCACCCUUGCGUUUCCCGGUAUUGGCCCUCGUAAGCACCCUGGUUUUCCUUGUACAUCCGGAUACAUCCAAGACUCUAUUUCCGCAUUCCGCCAACCAAGGCAUCGUGGAUCGACUGGUACAUGUACUCGACCUCGCAGUUCAAUCCUAUACCAACGACGAGCUAGACUAUCACGGACCGCCACUUAUCAGACUUCUCAAAGUUGCGCAGAUCGUACCCCUACAUGCUAGAGCACAUCUGCAAAACCUCCUUCUACCAACAGACCAAGAUCGCGAAGACAUACUUGGUACAGGUGACUCGUUAUCAGUGAGUGAGCUGAGGCUUUCCGUAUCGAUAGCGGCAGAUCGGUUAAGGGUGCUGAUUCCUGCUCUGUUGUUUGAGUUGUCCGAUAAUGACCCACAAUUGCUCAUGCAAAAUGUUGGAUAUGGGUAUGUGUCUGGUUUCUUGCAGGUUCUCGGUGUGCCGCUCACGUCGAGCGCAUAA